GUUGCACGCCUCCGGGGGGCUUCUGGGUAAUGUCGUUUAUUACAGCGCGCGCUAGGGAAGCAUUUGAUUCAAGAAUGGCGGACUCCACUGUUUACAUGCCAGGGAUUGUUCUCUCCUCGGUGAUGUUUCAACAUCUAAACACAGACUCGGAUGCAGAGGGAUUCAUUCUUGGAGAAAGCAAAGAAGAAGAGAAGAGAGCCAUCACUGAUUCUACCAACGAUCAUGUUUAUUUUGAGCACACAAUUCAUGUUCAAAAACACUUGCCAUGCAACAGACUGAAUAAAUUUUACAAUGGCACAGGGGAGGUGGAUAUGGUUACAUUAAGGAAGAUGAUGCCAGACAAUAGGCAGGAUCAUUUAAUUGGCUGGUACAGACAGCGCAGGAACACCGAGCAGAGAAUGACCUUGCGGGAAAGGCUGGUGCAUGAAAACCUGAAGAACGCCGUGGCCAAUCCCGAUCUGAUCUUUCUCCUGCUGACGCCAAGCGAGGUCACGUCCGCCUGCUCCACCCAUGAAACCGAAUUCGCCACCUUCAGGUCACUCAACAGACGCUUCCAUAAGGUUCCUGUGGUCGUCAGUAACCUGGGUUCCCUGGAGGACGUGGUGUAUCGGACGUCCUACGCACCCUGUUCGUCCGCCGGUUACCACCGCGUUGUGCAGAAACACAAAUCCAAAUUCUUCUCUCCGGACGACACACAAAGAGAGGUGAUGGAGAUUAACAAAAUGAACAGCUCGAUGCAGGCCGAACUGCAGAAGGAAUGCAAGAAGGUAGAGAAGAGCGAACAGGAGGUCCAGACGUUGCUGGCCCAAUUGACUGCUCUCAGGAAACUCAUCUCCAAGAAGAAGUCCCUUAUCCCAGAAAAAGAUGUCCUCAGGCCUUCGAUCAGAGAGAACUUGCUGCUGGAAAAUUCCCUGAAGAGCCUCUUCCCUCACUCUCCUCUGUUCCAGACACAGACUUUAACCCUUCACGGCGUCCCCGUGGCAGAGAGCCUCCCGCCCCGUCUAACGACCCCUUGCCCACACGUUGACCCUGAGCCGUAGCAGGACAUGACAGCAGUCCACUCAGAUGCCCCUUGCAUGGGACCUUGAUUAGCCAAUACAAAAGGCGCAUUAACAACGCAUUGAACAACUUUUCAAAGAGAUCGUACAAAUGUUAUUUCAUGAAUUCAAAUACAUUUAUUGAUCAACAAAAUAAUCGAUAAGCAAAGGGCAUACAUAACAAUUCAUUCAGAGCUUUUACUUUAAUAAAGAAAUAAUAAA
Messenger RNA from Gadus morhua (Atlantic cod), 1259 nucleotides. It is a transcript of the gene abraxas1, whose product is annotated as abraxas 1, BRCA1 A complex subunit. The record is from RefSeq and is a predicted model, not a curated record. The coding region runs from base 30 to 1040 and encodes 336 amino acids. The transcript is spliced from 9 exons. Lineage: Eukaryota; Metazoa; Chordata; Actinopteri; Gadiformes; Gadidae. Gene Ontology annotation, biological process: attachment of spindle microtubules to kinetochore; protein K63-linked deubiquitination; mitotic spindle assembly. Gene Ontology annotation, molecular function: microtubule binding; polyubiquitin modification-dependent protein binding. Gene Ontology annotation, cellular component: nucleus.